Messenger RNA from Drosophila persimilis, 1942 nucleotides. RefSeq lists its product as uncharacterized. The record is from RefSeq and is a predicted model, not a curated record. Lineage: Eukaryota; Metazoa; Arthropoda; Insecta; Diptera; Drosophilidae. The transcript has 4 exons. The coding region runs from base 657 to 1604 and encodes 315 amino acids. Gene Ontology annotation, cellular component: myosin II complex. Gene Ontology annotation, molecular function: calcium ion binding; myosin heavy chain binding.
UUGAGUAGAGUUUUCUAUCGUACAGAACUCAGGAAUCGGUAGCGGUAAUUCUCUUCCAAUACUAAGUGGAAUAUAUGCCAAAGCCGGAAUAGAAGCUGUGAGUAAAGAACGAGAAAGAAACUAUGAAAACGUGCAAGUUUGAAACCGACCGCUUCAAAACAGAAGUCCGUAGAUUUCGCAAAGGAAAAGAGCGGGAGAGUGUCGGUUCGGCGUACAAAGGUUCGACCUUAUAUACCCUGAAGUGAAGUACAUAUGCCGAUCGAAACGUCGAAGGCCUGCCAGAAGAUAUUAUUCCACGUUCAAAACAAUACAUCAAUGAAUGAGUGCGUUUCGAAUGAGUCAGGAAUGGUAUUAGAAGAACCGGGAAGUAGCAUCGUUCCAUCCGAUGAAUCCACGAAGUCGAAGCAGGACUGUCCCAAAGAUAUGGACAUCGGCGAUGUUAGCGGUUACUUGUCGGCUAUCAAGCUCGAUCUCCAGCCAGAUGGAACCAACAAGACAUCGACUAUCCACGACCCCCCACGGUGGGGUGACCCCACGGGACAUCGGGGAGCCCACCGGGACUGCUGUUUGACUGGUCAACAAGAAGUGUCCGUUGGACGUGAACAAGGCGAUCGUUACCACGACCUUUGAACAGGUGUCGCACUGCAAACCAUCUGAUGUCGAUUUCGACAAUCCGUAUCCCGAGCUUGACUAGGAGCCAGCCAGCGCAUCGACUCGAUAUUGAGUUUACUGUCACCCACCCAGGCCUUAUAGUUUUUGUUGUUGCCAAAUUUACGUUCAAGGCCAUGUCACGCAAAAGGGAGCUGCUCCAGGCAGCGGUCGUCAAGCAGAGCCAACCGCCCACGUUCGGUUCCUUCCACAAGCAAGCGGAGCUGAUGAAGAUGCUGCCUCUGGUGCCCAAUUUGCGGGAGAUUUACAACAUGUUCGACCCCUCCAAAUCUACUGGCAUUUCAGAGGCCGAUUUGGGCUACUGCCUGCACGCCAUGGGACUAGCUCCGACCCAUUCAUGGCUGAAGGACAACCUGCCGCCGAUGGGCCGGAGAUGGCUGAGCUUCGAGAAGGUGCUGACGCUGUACUGCAAACUGGCCGUUGCUGAUGGGCAGCCCAAGAUGGGGGACGUGUUGGAGGCCCUGCGGGCGUGGGACGUGAAGAAAACUGGCAAAAUAGCUUACUCGGAGCUGCGGAAAAUGCUCACGACUAUGGGCGACCCCAUCGACGAGACCCAUGUCUUCGGCGUGCUCGCGUCCGUGUCGGACAUAGAGGGCAACGUCCACUACGAGGAUCUCGUGGCGAACAUGCACAUCCACGAUGCGAAGGCCGCCGAGACGCUGCGCCAGGCGCGCAACUAUCUCCAGGCCCUGGGCCGCAACGCCGUCGACAUGGACAUGACCAAGCGGGACGAGUUCAUCGACGACCUGCGCAGGGCAGAUCCCCAGGGCAAGGGCUAUAUCGGGAGCAGCAAGCUGCUGGAGCUACUCAAUCGCAGUGGCAGCUCGUUCACGGCGAAGGAGCUGGACAUCAUUAUCGACAGCAUAAAGUGCAAUGCAAGAUCCGAUAAGGGCAUCGAUUAUCGCCGAUUUUUGCGCUACAUCAUGGACACAUAGCUAGGAGCGGUCCGAGGAUCUGCAGAAAAUUUUCUGCAAAUUUCUUAUAUUCGGCAACAGCGAAAUGUGUACAUUUGUUGAUCGUUUCUUCUUUAAAUUAAAACAAAACUUAAAAAAGUGUCUUCCCUUGAGAAGAGAAUAAGACCAUGCCAGCAUGUGGGACAUCCCACUUCAUCCGACUUGUCCGGGCAGUCCUUUUCGCUGUCACAGCGCCAGUAGGCGGGUACGCAGUCCUUGUUCAUGUCACUAUUCCCCGCCACUGGGGCCGCGCACGUGAAAUGACCCACAGGCCGUAUACACGCCGCGAGAACAGACGUCGCGCGUGCUGCGUGCCACCC